This is a messenger RNA of Varroa destructor (honeybee mite), 5463 nucleotides long. RefSeq lists its product as uncharacterized. Gene Ontology annotation, molecular function: DNA-binding transcription factor activity, RNA polymerase II-specific. NCBI's taxonomy places the organism in Eukaryota, Metazoa, Arthropoda, Arachnida, Mesostigmata, Varroidae. Gene Ontology annotation, cellular component: nucleus. Gene Ontology annotation, biological process: regulation of transcription by RNA polymerase II. The record is from RefSeq and is a predicted model, not a curated record.
CUGUAGUAGUGCUUGUAUGUUACGAUUGGCUCUGCAUGUAUUUUCUGAGCGGGCAAUCUUCGAACGAAUUUAUAACGAGGCUCACCUCUAAACAGUAAUUAGGUGCUAGAAUAAGUGAUAUAAUAUAAUUAAGAAAUGAUCAUGCACUUUGAUCGAGUUUAGGCAGUUGCUAUUGUCCGAUAAUAGACAGCUUAAUAUAUUGCUGCGAAAGAAAUUAUCGUCAAUGGUCAUAUAAGAUGCACCCAUGAAGGCUUCCAAUUUAAAGCGCGAUAUGGAAAAGGACGAGAGAGGAAAAUCCAAUUUAAAUGAAAAAACCUGAAAUAACAAACAGAUGAUUCAGUUACUGAUGUUAGAAGCUGAAUGGAGGCAAAUGCUUAAUUUGUAUUAACGCAAGAUGCUUACGCGUUAUUAAGCAAAUUUAUAUGGAUCGUGACUACGUUUUGUGUGGCAAUCAGACGGAGUUUUUUUUAGCCAGAUCAUCAUACAAUUAUAUGCAGUAGUGGCUAGAACUUAUUAAAUUAGGCUGUGUCUUAUUUUUGUCUUGCUACCCGUUCUUUACGUUUAAUAGUGAAUCAUGCUACACAUGAUAAUAAUAGCAGUAACAACAAUAUGCAGGUGAUAAGUAAACUUCGUGAAAUUUAUUUGUUAAUUCAUUUGAAAUUGUACUCAAUUGCUUAUAGGGAGAUGGCAGACUUCUAAAAAUUUUUUUAAUUUGCGCAUGUUGUUUGUAUACAAUGGCUUCCGCGCAGCUCGGAACCUGGACCAUCAUCGUAUUACUAAGUUUAGCAGAUAAACACGUUAUCCACUGCGCUAUUGCGGGGAUUGGUUAGGAGGAUGAGGCCCCCAGAAUCGAACAAAAAUUUAUAGUAGUAGUUAGAGUAUAGCCUAUUUACCCUUUAAAUAAAUUUAAUAAGUUUCUGACUUCGUUUUUCUAAAAAAAACUUGUUAAUGAAAGGGUAUUCUCAAAAACGUAUUUAAUAUUAUAGUUAUAUAUAUAUAUAUAUAUAUAUACUUAACCGAAUUUAGCCCUCUAGCUUGCCUUUUAGUUUCUUUCAAAAUCAAUUUAAUUAAGGUCAAAUGAAGGUCAACUAUAGGCGUGCUUUCCGCAGGAGAGACCUAUUCUUGUCACAUAAAAGAAUGUCUUCGGAACGAAUAAAUGAAAUGUCAGGGUCACUGGCGAAAGGCUUCUCUGAUAUAGGACUUCCGGCCACACACAUAGCCGAUAUCGGCUAUACAACUGACGUCGACAAGGGCCGGUCCACAGGGAUGUCACAGACUAUGGAGUAUCGAGGUCAGAACUUUAACUUCCAGUUUGCCUCCGGUGUAGGUCAAACAGGAACAGUUGUUCAGGACGUGAGUAGCGUGGUUCAGGAACCCGGGCUAUUCGAGCAAAGCGGACAGUUUGAGGGUCAACUGUUCCCAAGCCAUGCCGAUGAUAAAAAUGGCGAGUUUCAGUUUACGACCCAACAGUUUGUGCCAGAAUUUACACCUGGUCAAGGGCUGGAAUUUAUUGAGAGGAGUUCAGGAGGCGUCAAACGUGCCCAUCUAAAGGCAGUGGAUAGUGGACAGCAUCAAACAAGCAACGUCAUUAUCUAUAUGCCAAGCGACGUUCAAAUCUGUGGUCAAAGCUAUACGUCAGCAGCCGUAAAUGGGGACACCUUCGCACGACAAGGGUUUUGCAGGGAUACCACGCAGAUUGUAAACUUGGUAGGCAAUCUUACUGAUAUUAAGUCUACCGCGAUAUGUGAAAUUUCUAAUCAAAGAACUAGCCCUGAGAAAAUAAAGGACGCGUCAGGGACCCUAAGCGAACAUGAGACGGUUAAAGUGGGAACCGCUACUAUGGAAGAAGUGUCAACGAUGUCUACAGAGGACUUCUUGCGGGAGAAUACGACACCAGAAGCGCAAGAGACAGCCAAAGAUGAGUUAAAAUUUUUGAAAGCACCACCAAAUUUACGAUCUCUUACAUCGUUCCCACGUCUCAACCCUGUUCUUAGGCAAAGGCUCAAAAAGGAUGCGAAUUCACGUCAUGAAAAGACUCUGACGUCUGCGCUCUCAACACUUUUCUUUGAUGAGCGUUCGUCGUUGUAUCAACAAGAACUCGUUGAGUUACUGAAGCCCUUGGUGAGGAUGCUAGAGCUCCUCGAGGCCUCCCCAAUUGACGCAGAAUCAAUGCGACGAAUGCUUGGUUCUGUGGUGGCGUUGGUGGCCUCACUUCAGGAAAUCAUUGUUGCAGAUAGGCGGAAAAGUGUCAUGAUCCAUUACGGGGUCGAGGACAGUUUACAGUGCAAGGAAGAGCAAGAUAUCGAGCUAUUUGGUAAAGACUUUCUCCUGGGAAACGGAUUUACCCAGCGAAAGUGUACGACAAAGGAUGCAAAGAAAGACUCAAAGCGAAAAUCACCUAUUCCCCAGGAUUCACCAUUGCAAGCGGCAGUUUCUCCUGUAAAACGAAAAUAUAAAGAAAACGCUGUGAUGAAAAAAAGUAACGUUCAGUCAGAUAGCGAUAUUGCAGACGGAGAUGAAAUAGCACAGAUUAUCAUUUUGGACGAUUUGGCUGAUGAUGAAAGUCAUCAGGGCACAGAAAAGCCAACUGCCAAACUGGGAUUGCCGCAAGUUCCAGGAACAGAAAUGCAGUCAACGCUUUCAGUUCCAACUAAUGUCUCCGAAGUAGCCGAAAGCGACUUUUCACAACAGUGCGAACAGCAGCAGCAAAGUGUCAUUAUUUCAAAGGGGCAGCCUCGAGCUGGGCGUCAAAAAUUUUCCCGGCUUGGUCAACGACAAAAAGAUAAACGAGUUGGCUGGCCAAAAAAGAACAAAGCUAUCACAACAGGCAGCAAUAAGCAGCAGACGUUCGUUCCUGGGAUAAUAACCCCCGUAGCAUCUGUAAUUACCGCUGCAGAGUCGAUGGGAGGUGAUGGAGCUGUGGAGCUUGGGCAGGUAUCGUCUAAGUCGUGUAAUCCAAGCGAAGUUAUUGCGAUGACUGUGACUUCUUUACCAGCAUCAACAGCGGAGUCCGUUCUCCGCAAUGAACAAGAAGAUCAAAAGGCUACUGCAGAAGCCUUGAAUAUCAAUGCCACGAAACAGUUUGAUGCGACUGUCUCAUUAGCUGACCCGACGGCACCUGCAAUUCAAGUCUAUCGAUCAUCAGUCCGAAGCGGCGCCGGUGGCAAGCGUAGAGCUUUAGAGAGUGCCGCAGCGAAAUGUUCAUUCUGCGCGGAGUCAUUCUCGAAGCGCCUCCAGUUAGCCCAGCAUUUGAAGCAGACGCAUUCGGAUCAACUGCCCGAGUGUGAAAUUUGCAAUCGACGUUUCGCAUUUGAGGCAACCCUGCGUCAACAUCGCGAGGAAAAACAUCCUGGUAACGGCCCAACUCAACGACACGACUGCGAACACUGUGCGAAGAGCUUUCCAGAUAAAGAUCGACUUCAGGCUCACCUCUUCAUCCACACACGAACAAAACAAUUUGAGUGCCAUAUCUGUUCGCGACGCUGCCUGACCAAGGCUCAUCUUGAUCAGCAUAUGGCCGCCCAUGACCGGGGCGAAGAACGAUUUUAUUGUGAGCGAUGCGAUAAACCGUUCGCCAAGAAGACCAACUAUAAGCACCAUUUGCGACUUCAUUCUGGCGAGAAGAAUUUUGAAUGCGAACUUUGCCAUAAGCGUUUCGCAACGCGUCAAUAUUUACAUAUUCACCUGCGCUCGCAUUCAGCUGAAAAACCUUUCACCUGCGAUAUUUGCGGCCGAGGCUUCCAGUUCCAACAUGUUCUGGUUGACCAUGUUCGAACACACACGGGCGAAACACCGUUCGUCUGUGAGGUAUGUGGUAUAAGCUUCAAGGUGAAACGCACACUGAAGAGGCAUAUGAAAACCCACGGAGACGAAAGGCCAUACGCUUGCCAUAUCUGCCAGCGAAGAUUUAAGGUAAAGGCAACUUUGCGCGAGCACAUGAAGACUCACAGUAACGAGAAGCCCUACCAGUGCCAUGAGUGUGGGUUAGCUUACAAACGGAACGUGGAAUUGCGGAAACAUGCCUGCCCCGCCAGACAACAACAACAGCAACAGCAGCAGCAACAGCAGCAGCAGCAGCAGCAACAGCAGCAGCAGCAGGCCCUAACUGUAGCAUCAACUUCAGCGCCGUCUAGUGUAGUAACCCGCUUACCGACAAUUAUUCAGCUGGCAGUACCGGGUCAGUCGUCGGCCUUGGCUGGAACCGUGACUUCAGCCGGCAUUCCAACAGAAUCCGUAGUCGCCACAUCGAGCUUAGAAGAUGCGGGUCUCUUGGUAGCCGGAAACUCUAAUGAUGGCCGGGUACAAGUACAAACUGAAGAGGUUGUUGAAGCUGGUGGAUCGACUAACGAUGGCCACCCAGCGACGGCCUCUGCAACGACCCUGCCAUCGUUACAGACCGUAAUUCCAGUGGGCACUGUUCAGCCGGGUUCGGAUGGGACGACGGCUACAAUUAUACUACAGCCAAUGAGCGCUGUUGGAGCUACGGCGGCCGCUGGGGCAAAUUUUGCUGGAAUUCACUUCAUCAACCUCUAGUGGGCAUAUCAACCGAUAUAGAUCAAUGAAAACAAAUUCUGAUAGUGUGACAUUAUGAUAUCCUUGUAUAACAUACUUUUUUUUUUUUUUUUUCAUAAAAUCAUGUGAACUCUAUGAGCCAAUUGUCAAUGACACACACUGAUAGAGCGCGACUCUGAAUUAAUAAUGCCGUUAACGUGUAGCUGUACUGCUUUUCAUUUAAAUAAAAUGUGGCCAAACGCUUAAAUUUCAAGUGAACAGAAAUAGGAAGCGACGAUUGAAGCAUAACCUAACAGAGGGCGGUGCUCUUGGUUCUACUUCACGGCCUUUUUUAUAUUUUUUUUUUGUGGGUAAAGAAACCAUCUUAUCGGAUCAAAUAAGGAAUGAUUUCUAAUUAUUUAGGGGCAGCAUUGCACUUUUGAAUGAUGGGUGGCAAUGAUUUGGGGAAAUGCCGAGUAUUUUACCGACUGAAAAUUUGUAUUCAAUCAAAUGUACAUAUUUAUAGAAUAUAUAUUCGUGGUUUGGGUCACCACGGAUAGCUCAUACGGAUGUAUUUGGACCUCAGCUGACUCUUUUGUCAUUUAGAAAUAAUAUAUAAUAGGAAUAAUAAGUAAGAUUAGAAUUUUAAAAUAGAAGAUUAGAACGAUAACUGUUAAAAUGAGGACAGAAUUGCUACUAUUUGAUCAAAUACUAAAAAUAGGUAAGAAAAAAUUAUUUCGUUGUGCAGCUCGUCGAAGUUACUUUAUAUUGUAUUAUAUGCGGAACUCGAAACUUACGAUUGGAGCUUACCUCAGCAGUUAAUUUUUCAUCAUCGUGUGUAAUUGGCUUGAUUGUUGUUGAAAGUGCACGCUUUGUACUUCGACUGAGCCCUUAUGGCGGUAGAAGAACGAACUCUCGUCGUAACAAUACCGGAUAAUGACUAUAGUCGAUUUUUGUGAAUAAAUAUUGUUU